CCUCGGGGCUAGUGGCUGCCAUCCCCUUUAGCUCCGCUGGAACGCUGUGCUCGCGGUCCUCUCUCUCUAUAAAGUUGUUGUUGCGGCUUCCGCCGCGGGUGGAGGAAGAUGGCGUCGGGUGGUGGUGGCUGUAGCGCUUCGGAGAGACUCCCUCCGCCCUUCCCCGGCCUGGAGCCGGAGUCCGAGGGGGCGGUCGGGGGCUCAGAGCCCGAGGCUGGGGACAGCGACACCGAGGGGGAGGAUAUUUUCACCGGCGCCGCGGCUGUUAGUAAGCCCCAGUCUCCAAAGAGAAUUGCUUCCCUUCUUCCCAUCAACAGUGGCUCCAAAGAAAAUGGGAUUCAUGAGGAACAAGAUCAAGAGCCACAGGAUCUCUUUGCAGAUGCCACAGUGGAGCUAUCCCUGGACAGCACACAAAAUAAUCAGAAGAAGGUGCCAGCCAAAACACUCAUUUCUCUUCCUCCACAGGAGGCCACAAAUUCUUCUAAGCCCCAGCCAAGCUAUGAGGAGCUAGAGGAAGAAGAACAGGAAGACCAAUUUGAUUUGACAGUUGGUAUAACUGAUCCUGAGAAGAUAGGGGAUGGUAUGAAUGCCUAUGUGGCCUACAAAGUUACGACACAGACAAGCUUACCAAUGUUCAGAAGUAAACACUUUGCAGUGAAAAGAAGAUUUAGUGACUUUUUGGGUCUUUAUGAGAAGCUUUCAGAGAAGCACUCCCAGAAUGGCUUUAUUGUCCCUCCUCCACCUGAGAAGAGCCUAAUAGGAAUGACGAAAGUAAAAGUUGGGAAGGAAGAUUCUUCUUCUGCAGAAUUUCUUGAAAAACGGAGGGCUGCUCUAGAAAGGUACCUUCAGAGGAUUGUGAAUCAUCCUACCAUGUUACAGGACCCUGAUGUCAGAGAGUUCUUGGAAAAAGAAGAGCUGCCACGUGCUGUGGGUACCCAGACAUUGAGUGGCGCUGGUCUCCUCAAGAUGUUCAACAAAGCGACAGAUGCGGUCAGCAAAAUGACCAUCAAGAUGAAUGAAUCCGACAUUUGGUUUGAGGAGAAGCUCCAGGAGGUAGAGUGUGAGGAGCAGCGCUUACGGAAACUGCAUGCCGUUGUAGAAACUCUAGUCAACCACAGGAAAGAGCUGGCGCUGAACACGGCCCAGUUUGCCAAGAGUCUGGCCAUGCUUGGGAGCUCUGAGGACAACACAGCUCUGUCACGGGCGCUCUCCCAGCUGGCUGAGGUGGAAGAAAAGAUCGAGCAGCUCCACCAGGAACAGGCCAACAAUGACUUCUUCCUCCUCGCGGAGCUCCUGAGUGACUAUAUUCGCCUCCUGGCCAUAGUCCGUGCCGCCUUUGACCAGCGCAUGAAGACGUGGCAGCGCUGGCAGGAUGCUCAGGCCACACUGCAGAAGAAGCGGGAGGCCGAGGCUCGGCUGCUGUGGGCCAACAAGCCCGACAAGCUGCAGCAGGCCAAGGAUGAGAUUGUAGAGUGGGAGUCUCGGGUGACUCAGUAUGAAAGGGACUUUGAAAGGAUUUCAACUGUGGUCCGAAAAGAAGUGAUACGGUUUGAGAAAGAGAAAUCCAAGGACUUCAGAAACCACGUGAUCAAGUACCUCGAGACACUCCUGUGUUCACAGCAGCAGCUGGCUAAGUACUGGGAAGCCUUCCUUCCUGAGGCAAAGGCCAUCUCCUAAUGGACCAAGGACACCAGAGCCACCUGCCUGACGCUGCCUUUUUAUACACUGUUCUCCACCUCUGCCGGACCCAGUGAUGCAUCCUGCCUAGCCUGGACUUUACCCCUUCCCUCCUGCCCCCACGACCGAGCUGUCCCCAGUCACUCUAACCGUUACUUCACUUAGCUUCCAUAUAUAUUUUCUUACCUGAAAGAAUAGUUUCUUGCUUUAAGCAAAAGUCCUAUACUAGGUGGUGGAAUUAGGGGAUGGGGUGGAGUAUUGAUAUAAAUAUAUAAAUACAAAUGUAUAUUUUUCAGGAUGUGGUUAGGAACUGGGGAUAACGUUUUCUGUUACUCCUGACGGUGCCAUGAAAAGAUUAUGUAAUAAAAUACUUUAAAAUUGGG
Molecule: messenger RNA, 2060 nt
Organism: Cervus elaphus (red deer)
Lineage: Eukaryota; Metazoa; Chordata; Mammalia; Artiodactyla; Cervidae
Gene: SNX1
Product: sorting nexin 1
Exons: 15
Coding region: 109-1677 (522 amino acids)
Biological process (GO): intracellular protein transport; early endosome to Golgi transport
Cellular component (GO): endosome membrane; endosome
Molecular function (GO): phosphatidylinositol binding
Source: RefSeq, a predicted model, not a curated record